Quercus robur (English oak) is the source of this 2268-nucleotide messenger RNA. Its product is annotated as adagio protein 3. Gene Ontology annotation, cellular component: SCF ubiquitin ligase complex; nucleus; cytosol. Bases 78 to 1991 code for a protein of 637 amino acids. Gene Ontology annotation, molecular function: protein binding. Gene Ontology annotation, biological process: response to blue light; circadian rhythm. NCBI's taxonomy places the organism in Eukaryota, Viridiplantae, Streptophyta, Magnoliopsida, Fagales, Fagaceae. The record is from RefSeq and is a predicted model, not a curated record. The transcript has 2 exons.
CCACGAUCCCAACCACUGCCAUUCAGAAAAAAGAAAAGAAACUCCAAGAAAAUAUCUUCUCUUCUCUCUCAACGACCAUGGCAAAGCAAAAUCAUCACCAUCAACGACACCAACAAGAAGCUCAGAGCUCAGGGAAGAGACUGAAAAAAUGGGACAAGGAUUUUGAACUUGAAGAAGAAGACCCACAUGACCAAUACUACGAAGAAGAUGAUAACUAUGAAAGCAGCUGCGAGCUUCCAUUGAAACCAGCUCUGUUCUACCCAAUGACACCCACAUCAUUUGUGGUGUCCGAUGCUCUUGAACCUGACUGUCCUGUCAUUUACGUCAACAAAGUCUUCGAGUUUUACACUGGUUACCUUGCUCACGAGGUCCUUGGUCGGAACUGUCGGUUUCUACAAUAUAGGGAUCCUCGUGCUCAAAGGCGUCACCCUUUGGUUGAUCCGGUUGUUGUUUCUGAGAUUAGAAGAUGUCUAGAAGAAGGUUCAGAAUUUCAAGGUGAGCUCCUUAAUUUCAGGAAGGAUGGCACUCCCUUGGUAAACAGGCUGAGACUUUCACCUAUACAUGAUGAUGAUGGAACUAUCACACACAUAAUAGGCAUUCAAGUCUUUUCUGAAGCAAAAAUAGACCUGAACCGGGUAUCAUAUCCAAUUUUCAAAGAGACUUGCAAUCAGCAAUUUGAUCAGUCAGGUAAGUAUUCUGCAAUGAGGGGACAAUUAACAUUCAGCCAGCAUCAAGAAAUAUGUGGAAUUCUUCAGCUCUCUGAUGAAGUCUUGGCUCACAACAUUUUAUCGCGCUUGACACCAAGGGAUGUAGCUUCCAUUGGGUCUGUCUGCAGAAGGAUCCGUCAAUUGACAAAAAAUGAGCAUUUGAGGAAGAUGGUAUGUCAGAAUGCAUGGGGAAGAGAUGUGACAGGUGCGUUGGAACUGAUGACGAAGAAGUUAGGGUGGGGGCGUCUUGCCAGGGAACUGACUACUCUUGAGGCUGUUUGUUGGAGGAAAAUGACAGUUGGAGGUGCAGUGGAGCCUUCACGUUGCAAUUUCAGUGCUUGUGCAGUAGGUAAUCGACUUGUGUUGUUUGGAGGAGAAGGAGCUAAUAUGCAGCCAAUGGAUGACACAUUUGUUCUUAAUCUUGAUGCUGCAAAUCCAGAGUGGUGUCGGGUGAGUGUGGAAUCAUCCCCACCAGGGCGGUGGGGCCACACACUUUCAUGUUUAAAUGGUUCUUUGUUGGUGGUUUUUGGAGGAUGUGGGCGGCAAGGGUUGCUCAAUGAUGUUUUCGUUCUUGACUUGGAUGCCAAACAGCCAACCUGGAGAGAGGUCUUUGGUGGAACUCCUCCUCUACCAAGAUCUUGGCAUAGCUCUUGCACAAUAGAAGGUUCUAAAUUGGUUGUAUCAGGUGGAUGCACAGAUGCUGGGGUACUUCUUAGUGACACGUACUUGCUUGAUCUCACUACAGACAAUCCAACAUGGAGAGAGAUUCCAACUUCAUGGAGUCCUCCCUCUAGGUUGGGACAUUCACUUUCGGUUUAUGGUAAGACCAAAAUUCUUAUGUUCGGUGGACUUGCUAAGAGUGGCCAUUUGCAGUUGCGAUCAGGUGAGGCUUACACUAUUGAUUUAGAAGAUGAAAAGCCUCAGUGGAGGCAACUGGAGUGUAGUGCAUUGACUGGCAUAGGCAGCCAGAGUGCCGUGGUUCCUCCUCCUAGACUUGAUCAUGUUGCUGUCAGCAUGCCUUGUGGGAGAAUUAUCAUUUUUGGUGGUUCCAUUGCCGGACUUCACUCUCCUUCACAGCUCUUCCUUUUGGAUCCAUCUGAGGAGAAACCAUCAUGGAGAAUACUCAAUGUUCCCGGGCAGCCACCUAAAUUUGCUUGGGGUCAUAGCACCAUUGUGGUUGGAGGGACUAGGGUCUUGGUAUUGGGUGGGCACACGGGGGAGGAAUGGAUACUUAAUGAAUUGCAUGAGUUAUGCUUAGCAAGUAGGCAGGACUCAGACCUAUAAUAUAAACAUCAGUUGCCCAAACACUUUUUGGACCUAUGUUUUGCACCAAUCUCUCUGGAAGAAGAUUUUGCUUCAUAUUUCGUGCUAGUUGAGGUUCUUCUUUCUACAGUUUAUACUUGCAUGCUACAUGCUAUAAUCUGAAGUGAUCUUUAAGUGAUUUAUUGUGGUUUAGUUUUGUAUCAUACCUCUAAUGUAUCUUUUGCUUCCUUAAUAUUUUUUUUUCCUGUGGUACAAUGCAAACAUAUAUUAAUGCAUAUGUUUUUGUUAUAUUACUAAA